AUGUUGAGUCCGACCGCCGCCUCCUUGACGUUGAAGCUGGAGUCCACCGCACCCAAGAUCGACGGCGAAGCUGGUGCAAAUGACGAAGAGCAGCACGAGGAUGCCAGCAGCGGGUUGUCGCUGCCCUCCUCCGGUGAAACGAGCAACGUUCGCCACUGUGCAAGGCGUGGGUGUGGAUACGAAGUUCUUGGGGCUGCCGGUGGUUUUACACCACCGUUGUUGGUGUUUCCGAUCGGUACAUGCCACCGUAGUGGCUGGGUUGGGAGUGAUUCGGUUUGGAAUACCAAGAACAACCACCGCCACCUCCGUGAGGUGGUGGCUGCCACCAUGAACCACCGUGUUUUUGGGAAAAGUCAAACCACCACCGUAUGGUGGUGGCUGCCGCCUCUUGCCGCCACCGACCGCCGUGUCGGAUGA
Molecule: messenger RNA, 417 nt
Organism: Lactuca saligna
Lineage: Eukaryota; Viridiplantae; Streptophyta; Magnoliopsida; Asterales; Asteraceae
Source: the annotation of a GenBank genome assembly